Messenger RNA from Bufo bufo (common toad), 23234 nucleotides. RefSeq names its product dystonin (gene DST). Gene Ontology annotation, biological process: hemidesmosome assembly; cytoplasmic microtubule organization; wound healing. Gene Ontology annotation, cellular component: cytoskeleton; intercalated disc; hemidesmosome. Bases 1 to 22530 code for a protein of 7509 amino acids. The record is from RefSeq and is a predicted model, not a curated record. The transcript is spliced from 104 exons. Gene Ontology annotation, molecular function: calcium ion binding; structural molecule activity; microtubule binding. Lineage: Eukaryota; Metazoa; Chordata; Amphibia; Anura; Bufonidae.
AUGAUCGCCGCUGCCUUCCUGGUGCUGCUCAGACCCUACAGCAUCCAAUGUGCCCUGCUGUUACUGCUCCUCAUGCUGGGCACCAUCGCCACCAUCUCCUUCCUCUUCUGCUGGCACCGCAAGCUCCAGAAGGGCAGGCACCCCAUGAAGACGGUGUUCAGCUACCGGCCCCGGAGCAGAGAUGCCCUCCUGAGAUCCCAUCAUUUCCGCUCAGAGGGAUUCAGGCCAAGCCCUCGUCACUUGCGGAGGUACGCCCGAACCCGUGUCGAAGAGACAAAGCCCUUGGAUGAAGUCCACCAGAGUGACCAUGAUACAUCUUCACCUCUAAGAAAGCGAAAGAUCAAGAGAAGCAGCCGGGUUCAGCCAGAAUUUUAUCAAUCCGUGCAAGUAACCCCCACUCGAAAACCGAGCUCGGGCACCGCGUCCUAUCGCUGCUCCAUGUCCUCCUCCGCUGACUUCUCGGAUGAUGAGGAUUACAGUCAGAAAUCAGGAUCUGCUUCCCCUGCCCCGGGAGAUACCCUGCCCUGGAACCUGCCCCGGCAUGAGAGGAGCAAAAGGAAGACGUCGGGGGCAGCGGUGCUGGACCCGGCAGAGAGGGCAGUGCUCAGGAUAGCUGAUGAAAGAGACAAAGUACAAAAGAAGACAUUCACCAAAUGGAUUAACCAGCACCUUAUGAAGGUACGGAAGCAUGUAGGAGAUCUGUAUGAAGACCUGCGAGAUGGACAUAACCUGAUCUCGUUAGUAGAAGUACUCUCUGGAGAUACCCUGCCAAGGGAACGAGAUUUUUUGAAGACAUUACGGUUGCCCAGAGAAAAAGGCCGAAUGCGCUUUCACAGACUACAGAAUGUACAAAUUGCACUUGAUUAUUUGAAAAAACGCCAGGUGAAGCUGGUGAAUAUAAGAAAUGAUGACAUAACAGAUGGAAAUCCCAAAUUGACUUUGGGCUUAAUAUGGACCAUUAUUCUGCACUUUCAGAUUUCUGACAUCCAUGUUACUGGAGAGUCAGAGGAUAUGUCAGCCAAAGAGAAGCUUCUUCUUUGGACGCAUCAAGCAACUGAAGGCUACAGUGGAAUUCGAUGUGAAAACUUUACCACAUGCUGGCGAGACGGACGACUCUUUAACGCCAUCAUUCAUAGAUACAGGCCGGACCUGAUUGACAUGGAUACCGUUGCUGUUCAAAGCAACAUUACAAACUUAGAAAAUGCUUUUUAUGUAGCUGAAAAACUGGGUGUCACCAGACUGCUGGAUCCAGAAGACGUAGAUGUUUCUUCUCCAGAUGAAAAGUCGGUGAUUACAUAUGUUUCUUCAAUGUAUGAUGCUUUUCCCAAGACACCAGAUGGAGGGGAAGGAAUUAGUGCAAAUGAUGUUGAAGUAAAAUGGAUAGAAUAUCAGAAUAUGGUGAAUUACCUCAUCCAAUGGAUUAGGCACCAUGUAGCGUUAAUGUCUGACAGAAAUUUUCCAAACACUGUUGCAGAACUAAAGGCACUUUAUAACCAAUACUUGCAGUUUAAAGAGAAAGACAUCCCACCAAAGGAAGCAGAAAAAGAAAAGAUCAAGCACCUGUACUCACUGCUAGAAGCUUGGAUUGAAUUUGGACGCAUCAAGCUUUGUCAGGGAUAUCAUCCAAAUGACAUCGAAAAAGAAUGGGGAAAGCUAAUCAUCGCUAUGUUUGAACGGGAGAAAGCAAUUAGACCGGAAAUUGAAAGGCAAGAGAUGCUGCAACAGAUUGCAAACCGAGUGCAGAGAGAUAGUCUUGGAUGUGAAGAUAAGCUGAUAUUAGCUCGGAGCGCUCUUCAAGCUGACACUAAACGGAUGGAAUCUGGAAUCCAGUUUCAAAAUGAAGCUGAGAUUGCUGGUUACCUGAUUGAAUGUGAAAAUCUACUGCGACAGCAGCUUGUGGACGUCCAGGCGCUUGUAGAUGGAAAGUAUUAUCAAGCAGACCAGUUAGUGCAAAGGGUGGCUUCUUUGCGGGAUGAACUACUGUCAUUAAGAAAUGAAUACUCCUCGUUAUACAGCAAGGGACGGAUGAUUGCGUCUGAUCAGACACAACUUAUGUUAUCAGGAAUAUCACAAAGCCUAAACUCAGGAUUUUCACAAAGCUUGAACCCUGUAAGAAACUCUUCAAUGUCCCACAAUAUGACACCAAUGUCACCCACCAGCCUGACUCCAAGUAUAUCUGGCAGCAUGUCUCCUGGUCUCCUACCAAGUGUUGUUCCUGGUCUGCCAUCCAGCCUUGCCACCAAUAUGUCUCAUGGCUUUAAUUCACAUUUGACUCCCGUGACACCAACACUUGCACCAAGCUUUAACCCAGGUUUAAUCCCGAACUAUGCAACUGGGAUGAACUCAAAUGCAUUACAGUCACUCAAGCUCAUGCAAGUCAAGAAACCCUUGAUGAAAUCAUCUCUUGCUGAUCAAAAUUUGCCCGAAGAAGAAGUGAAUGUUAAAUUCGUUCAAGACCUCUCAAACUGGGCGGAAGAAAUGCAGAUACAACUGGACCGCGGAGAGUGGGGUUCAGACUUGUCCAGCAUUGAGAUGCAUUUAGAGAAUCACAGGAACUUCCAUGGGGUUGUUGAAGAAUUUGAUACCAGUCUUAAAGAGGCCAAAAUGAACGAGCUCCACAUGUCAGGUCCUUUGAAAAGUUCUUAUACUGAUAUCCUCAACAAAGUUGAGGGCGCCUAUUCAAAGUUACUGCAAACAUCAAGAAACCGUCAAAAGAACCUGGACUCCCUUCACAGUUUUGUCGCAAGAGCCACAAGGGAGCUGAUAUGGCUGAAUGAAAAAGAAGAGGAAGAAGUAGCCUAUGACUGGAGUGAUAGAAACCAAAACAUACCAGCUAAGAAGGACUAUCAUGCUGAUUUAAUGAGGGAACUUGAUCACAAGGAAGAAGUUAUUAAAUCUGUGCAAGAUACGGCAGAACAGUUGUUGCUCCAGAAUCAUCCUGCAAGAUCCAGUAUUGAGGCCUACAAAGCAGCUAUGCAGACACAGUGGAACUGGAUUCUGCAGCUGUGCAGUUGUGUAGAGCAACACAUACGACAAAACACUGCCUACUAUGAGUAUUUCAGUGAAGCCAAAGAUGCCACAGAAUACCUGAAGAGCUUAAAAGAUUCCAUACUGAGGAAGUAUAGCUGUGAUAGAUCAACCAGUGUGCAUAAACUGGAAGACUUGGUGCAAGAGUCAAUGGAAGAAAAGGAGCAGCUUUUGCAGUACAAAAGCACAAUUGCCAGCCUUGUUGGAAAAGCAAAGACAGUAGUUCAAUUAAAGCCAAGGAACCCUGACAAUCCACUGAAAGCAUCUAUUCCGAUUCGAGCUAUAUGUGACUACAGACAAAUUGAGAUAACUAUUUACAAAGACGAUGAAUGUGUACUAGCAAGCAAUUCCCACCGUGCAAAGUGGAAGGUGAUCAGUCCGACUGGCAAUGAAGCCAUGGUCCCAUCUGUGUGCUUUACAGUGCCACCACCAAACAAAGAAGCUGUUGACUCCGCGAACAGGAUUGAGCAAAUGUAUCAAAGUGUAUUAUCUCUUUGGCACGAAUCCCAUGUCAACAUGAAGAGCAUAGUGUCUUGGCAUUUCCUAAUGAAUGAAAUUGAAGCCAUCCGAGCUACCAAGGUUUCUUCAAUUAAAACUUUGCUUCCUGGAGAACAUCAGCAGGUUCUGGGCAAUCUGAAAACUCGGUUUGAUGAAUUCUUGGAAGACAGCCAGGAGUCAAAGAUGUUUUCUGUGUCUGAUAUAGGACAGCUAGAGAGAGAGGUCAAUGUCUGCAAACUAUACUAUGAGGAGCUUCUAAAAUCUGCAGAGAGAGAGGAACAAGAAGAAUCUGUUUACAAUCUGUAUACCUCUGAGAUCAGAAACUUCCGUCUUCGGCUGGAAAGCUGUGAGGGACGGCUUAUUCGGCAAAUCAGAACACUGCUAGACAGGGAUGAUCUGCAUGAAAGUGCACUGAGAAUCUCUGAACAAGAGAAAUUAAAGAAGGACUUGGACCACCUGAAAGUAGAUUUAUCAGCAAUUUCAGAUAAAUGUGAGGAGUUCUUCAGCCAAGCUGCUGCCUCUCCAUCAAUUGAGGCUCUACGAACUGAACUCAAUGUUGUUGUCCAGGCUAUGAGUCAAGUCUACUCCAUGUCAUCCAUUUACCUAGAAAAAUUAAAGACUAUAAAUCUAGUGCUCAAGAAUACUCAAGGAGCGGAGAGCCUAGUGAAAGCAUAUGAGACCAAACUAUGUGAAGAAGAUGUCAUUACAGCUGAUAGAAACACAAUUGAUAGACUGAUUGCCACCUUGAAGCAAUGGAGAACGGAGGUGGAUGAAAAAAGAGAAGUGUUUCAUGAACUAGAAGAUGAAUUGCAGAAAGCCAAAAGCAUCAGUGAUCAAAUGUUCAAAGUGCACAAGGAGCGGGAUCUGGACUUUGAUUGGCACAAAGAAAAGGCGGACCAGAUUGCUGAGCGGUGGCAGAAUGUACAUUCUCAGAUUGAAAACAGGUUAAGAGACCUGGAAGGAAUAAGCAAGUCUCUAAAAUAUUACAAAGAAUCUUACUUGGCACUUGAUUCCUGGAUUAGGCAAAUAGAGGAUGGACAAAGUAAGUUGCAGGAUGGCAUCUCCAAUAGUAAGGCCCUUUCCAAACUUUUGGACCAACAGAAGAAUUUGAUUUCUGAAAUUGAGAUGAAACAAAGCAAAAUUGACGAAUGCCAGAAGUAUUCUGAACAGUAUUCUCUGGCUAUUAAGGACUAUGAAUUACAGCUGAUGACUUACAGAGCACUCGUGGACUCGCAUCAGAAAUCUCCAAUGAAACGUAGACGCUUCCAGAGCUCAUCUGAUGUCGUUGUACAAGAGUAUAUGGAUCUAAGGACCCGUUACUCUGCCUUGCUGACUUUAGUUACCCAGUUUAUAAAAUUUUCUGGAGAAACUUUGAAAAGAUUGGAAGAAGAGGAGAAAUCAUUGGAAGAGGAAAAACGAGAGCAUGUAAAGAAGGCAGGUGACAUACUGAAUUGGGUGUCUAAAGUCACUAAAACUCUAAGUAAAGAAGGAGGAGACAGAGAGAGAGCAGGAAUGACACCCACUUCUAAGCACCAGAUUUCCAGUGAAGAGAUUCUGUCAAAGCAGGAAGAGAUUUCGGAUGCUGUGCAGACGUUACAAUUGCUUUUAGCUAAGCACGGUGACAGAAUGUCUGAAGAAGAAAGAGCAGAAACAGAAAAUCAGAUCAAAGCACUCCAAGAAAGCCACAGUCUGUUAUCAAGAGAGUAUGAAAGACAGCAACAAGAAGCCAAGGAGCUGGUAGCUAAACUGGUGGAAAAGAAGGUGGACAGAGUUGUGUCAGGGACUAUUAAUGAGGCAAAUGGGAGAAUUCUUUCCAUUUACCAGUCUAUUGUUGAAGGACUUGUUGAUUAUGAAACAGGAAUUCUUCUACUUGAAGUACAACUUAUAGUGUCUGGACUGGUUUGCCCACAGUUAAAGAGCUGCUUUGAAAUUGAAGAUUCUAAGAGUCAUAAUCUUAUAGAUGAUCAAAUUCAAGUGCGACUCCAUGAAAUAUCUCAUGCUAAAAGUGUGAUUUUAUCUCUCCCUCCAAGUGAUUUACCUAUAAUCACAGCUUACAAUGAAGGAUUAAUUUCAGAGACUGUAACAGUCAAAAUGAUCAACACUUUGCUUUCUUGUGGCUGUCUUCAACUUGCCACUACAGGAGAGCAACUCACUGUAAACAAGCUUUUCCAAAGGAAUAUUAUUUCUACGUCAAUGUUUACAAAGCUUAUUGAGAGAGAGAAAAUGGCCAAAGAUUUCAUUGAUCCCAUUACUGCAGAAAAGGUGACAUUAGCAGACCUGUUCCAGAGGACUGUGACAGAUGAGAAAACAGGAAUGAGAUUUCUUCCCGUUAACUCUGAAGAUAAAGGUAAAAUCACAUUAAAAUCUGGAAGGAAAAUUAGUGUAUUACGUGCAGCACAUGAAGGAAUUCUGGAACGAGAAAUUAUGUACAGGCUACUUGGUGCUCAGCUUUUCUCAGGUGGUAUUAUUGACCUAGACAGUGGAAAUCAACUGACUUUGGAACAAGCUCAAGAACAAAGUAUUAUCGAUCAUGGAACAGUUUGUGGAAUUUUAACCCAACAAGUUCAAAAUGGUGGAAUCCUUUGCCCAUCUACAAGAAAAUGUGUAACAGUAGAUGAAGCUGUUCAGUGUAAUUUAAUAUCAUAUAGUAGCGCAUUAAUGGUCCUAGAGGCACAAAGAGGUUUUAUUGGACUAAUAUGGCCUGAUACUAGUGAAAUAUUCCCCAUAUCAACAUCUUUACAACAAGGAUUAAUUUCUACUGAGUUAGCGCAAAAGAUCCUAAGCAACAGACACAAAAUUGCUGCGUUAUAUAUUCCUGAAACAUCUAAGAUUGUCCAAUUAGAUAUAGCUGCUCAGUCUGGUAUAAUAGAAAAAAACACUGCAUCCAUCCUCAGCAGCUUGGAAUUACAGGACAAAAUGCCAAACAUAGAUGUUCUGGAACCAACCUGCAAGCAUGGUCUAAAGUGGAUAUCUUCUUAUGAAUCCCACACAGCUCAAGUAAAUGAAAGUUCUGAAAACAAAUCAGAGGAUGAACUGACACAUAAUCCAGAGCAUACCAAGCAAUUAUUUAUUUCUUAUCUAAUGGUAAAUAGUUAUAUUGAUGCAAAUACAGGAGAAAGACUAUUACUGUUCGAUGGUGAUCUUGAUGAAGCUGCCAGUAUGUUACUUGAGUCUGAACAUAUUGUACGUAUAUCAUGUGGAAAUGCAGGAGGUGCUACUGAUAUUGUUGGAGAAAAUUUGCAGGAUAAUGAAACUGACCUGAGCCAUGAUGUACACAGGAAUAUAACUCAGUCUGGGAAUGCAUCACAUUUGAACUCAAGCUUUGGAACAGAGAGCCUAAAAAAUAUUACAGAAUGUCUUGAUUUUAUGGACAAAGUCAACAGCAAAGACCCUGAGGAGGUGAUUUGUCAACCAUUCAAAAAUGUAGAAGACAAUGAAUUAUCCAACGAGCAUAAACUGCAGCACAAGCACACAACUGAAACACAUGAAAAAAUAGAAUCUUUUCUUUUAAAAGAUGUCAUCAUAGCUGAUGUUCAUCUCGGCAAACCGAGUAACACAAUUAUUGCUGUAGAUGACAAGUACAACAGUUUAAAUCAGGAAAAUAAUACUCUUAACAAUUCUAGCGAAGACUGCCAUCAGACUGGAGAAGUUUAUAAUUGUCCAAAAGACACUGUAACUACUUCAAACAUCAGUCUUAGUGAAAGUCAUACAGAAGACCCUGUUGUAUCUUUUGGAGAUCCAUUUAGUGAUCAAAAAAUGCCAGCUAAAGAGCUUUGUGAUAAACACCCUAACAUGAGUGAUUGUGCUGCUCCUCCAUCUGAAACCAACUGUGAUACACAGCCUAAUGUGGGCCAAAAUAUUUCUAAUGAGCUUUAUGGAUAUUUUGAAAGCAGCAGUGACUCGGAUAUGUCUGAUGCAAAUUUUGAAAGUGAGGAUGAAGUUGGCUAUACUGAUGAAAAUAAGAAGACUUGGAAAACUAUAGGAAAUUGCAUCAUAGAAGACAGAACUCCUACCCAAAGUGAUACAAGCUCAGAUGAAGAUAUUUACUAUUACACUGAUAGUGAUGUCGAUAACACUGAUAUGUUACAAGGACGGCAAUUUUUGGAAACCAUAAUAGAAGAAGAUUCUGAAAGUAACUCCUGUUUGGAUGACCAAGCUUCAGUUCAUAGGGAAAAAUCUUCUUUCCCAAGUAAUUCAGUAGAGGAAAAAUAUGAGAGUAGUAAAUAUGAAGCGGCUGAAAAGGAUGUGGCUGCUAACUUGAAGACUAAAGAUAAAGUGACCAUAGAGGAAGAGCCAGAUGUGGAAUACUGUGAGAGUAGUUUUAGUGAAACAGACAUUGACUGUUUGGUUACUGAUGACACCAACAGUGAAACAGGUUAUCAAGCCACUGAAGAAUAUUCAGAUGAAUACUUUGAAGACAAUGAAAUUGAUAGCAAAGCUGUUUUGUUUGAUUUUGGCCAUAGUGGCAAUGAAAGAGGUUUCCACAUUGAAAAUGUCUUGUAUCCACAUCAUGUCAAUUCUGGAACUACUUCCAACACUGACAUUCUUAGUCAAUCUGAUGAGCCUUUACACAGUCAAGGAGAAAGUGAGAAUAUCAAUUUUGGCAAUUUUAAGACAUCCCUGAGCGAAUCAGGUUUAUUUGAUGGAGAGCUUCUUGAAACUGGGGAUAAGAAUUUUAUUGACAAGGAUAAUACUGAAACACCAGAUUUAAUUAACCUUAAAAAUAAGAGCACAGAAGAAGGACUUGAUGCUGAAGAUGUUCCUGUUUGUCCUAAACUGUAUAAUAGCCUUGAUUGUACAGAUGAUGAUGAUAGUGCUCCUUUUGAGCAGUGUACUGAUCAUAGUCAAUCUCCAAAAGAUAAUCGAAAUCUAAAUCCUGAAAGCUUUCAAGCUGAGAAAGAGAAUGCAAGUUAUGAAUGCAGUAACACAAACCUAAAAGCUGAAGAUAAUGAGCCUUUUCGUCAAAGCAAUGAUCAAUGUGCUAAUCAGGUUAUGGAACACUUUACAACUGAAAGAUCUACUGUACAAUUCAAGAAUGAUUCUGAGUCCAAGACCGACUUAGACCUCAACUCAGAGAAAAUGAUUGAAAAGUAUGCCUCCAGUAAAGGCAAAGCUGUUUUUGACACCACUGUUACCCAAACUGAAAAUCAUUGCUGUACAGAAGACAUAGAGUCACCCAGCAAGACAGCACAGAAGGUUACUUCAGAUUUACCAGAUAACAGUACAUGCUGUAGAGAGAAAAGUCUCUCUUCACUGGAAACUAAUGACACUGAAACUUGCAUAAUUAAAAUACAAGAGGGAAAUAGUCAUAGAGAAAGUAUUGACAAACUUACAUCAAAAAGUCCAAUUCAUAUUGAUAAUCUGUGUGCCAUUUUUGAAUCAUCUACCAGUAAAAGCACUAGCGAUGAUUUAGUAGUGACUACUGCCAGUGCUGUGCCUGAAAUGGUACAAAAUUCUAAUGCACUUGGUAUGGUAACAAGUAACAAAGGAGAAAUGGAUAAUUUAACAACUUACCUCAAAGGUUGUGCACAAAUUAUGGAUACACCUGAUCACUUUGGUUAUUCCAAACAAAGUAUUUUGAGAGAUGCCAGGAGCUCAUGUAAAACAGAGGAGAACUUAGAUGGUUAUAGGAAAAUUUUACCACAAUUGUCUUGUGAUGAGCGCAAUCAAAGUAAAAACAAUUCUGCUAAAGAUUAUAUUCACACAUUGGAUCCAGUAAAUACAGAAGCCAGAAGCAAUAAUGUAUCCAAGGAUAUAUUGGUUAAAGAAGGUGGAGACUAUUUCGCACAAAAGUUUGGAAAAAAUAAUGAGCAUUUAAAACUCCUACCAGACUUAGACCUUGUUAGUGUGAAGAUUAAAUCAGAAGAAAAUAGAAUAAUGAUUCAUGGAGAUAACUAUCAACAAGGCAAACUUAUUGACAAUGACACAGUGUCAUGUAAUGUGGAAAUGCUCCAAAAUCAUAAAACUUUGAGUACCUCAUCCUUUUUAAGUGAACACAAAAUGCUAGAGCCAAAACAUCCAAAAUUAAUCCCUUCCCAGCUUGAUCAAAUCUUUCAUGUUCCUCCAGACUCUGAAAAAUCAAACAAAUUUGAAGAACUUAUAAUUAACAUGAAUAAAGGUCUCUUUCCCAGUGAACUGGGCUUACCUUCUUCCAUCCCUGAACAGAUGAACAAGCAAAUUCCUGAACAAAAGAAAUCAAAUUCCCCAGAAUACCACUCUGACGAUCCAGAAACCGUGAGAAAAUUCUGCAUUACAGAGCAACGAUGUAAUGAUGUGAAAUUACUGGAUGAAAACCCUACCUCACAAAAUAUUUCAGUCUCAACUGCAUUUAAAGUGGAGCAAAACGCAGGAGACAAAGCGGUUGAUAAGGUAACUUUGACUUUGAAUCAGUGUUGUCAGACAUUAAAUGGUCAUCUGACUGUUGUUCAAAAUCAGAAACUUCACUUGGAUAAUCUACCAGUCCUUGGUGAUAACUUGGAAACAUUAAAAAUUCAGCUUGAGCACUUAGAGUCGUUUCAGUCAAGGUUGACUGCGUUUUCUGUUACACUGAAAAAAGAUGUACAGUUCGCAGAGCAAUUCUUAACCUCUGUUCCUGGUGACCUUCCAGGAGAGCAUCUCAAGGAAUUAAGUGAGAACUUAAAGAAAACCUUUGCUACAGUUUGUGAAGUGUCUUCAGAUCGUGCUAAACAGAUUGCAUUUGCUGUGGAUGCUGAAAUGGGAAAGUUAGCAGAAACCCAUCGAGAUUUACUUAGCCGACUACAAGUCUUGGCGGAUUGGAUAACCUCCAGUAAUGAGACAUUGGACUUUUCAGUCAGCAGUGAUGAUGUGGAUGUUGUAAAACAAACCAUGCAGUCUUUGAAUAAUCUCAGCAAUGAUGUUUCAGAAAAAAGGGUAGACCUAGAGGCCACAGCAUUUGAUGUUCAGUUCUUUAUAUCAGAACAUGCCCAGGAUCUUUCACCGAAUCAAAGCAAGCAGCUGUUACGAUCACUGAAUUCAACACAGAAGAGUUUUCAAGAUGCUCAGAAAAGGAUUGUUUCACAUAUGGAGUCUUUAAAGAGUCUCCUGCUGGCAGCACAAGAUUUGAAUAAGCAGAAGGAUGCUGAAGAACAACUACAAGAGCACAAAGAUAAGUUGCAAGAAAUAUGUGACCUGCUCACUCAGACAGAGAACAGGCUUAUUGGCCAGCAAGACAUGCUGACUGCUCGUGACAACCCGGCUGAUCUACAGCACUGUCAGGCUGAAUAUGAGGAGUUACAGAAAGAUAUGCAGGCUGGUGCCAGUGAACUUGCAGAGAUUGUGAAAAACACAGAAAAAUUCCUUCAAGAACAUGGAGAUAAACUUUCCCCAGAAGAAAAAGUCAUCAUCGAGCAGAAACUAAAAGAGGCAAAAGCUAAGUUUGAGCUGCUCCGUAAGAAGGCAGAGCAGUCCAAAAAGGAACUUGAAAAGGCGGUCACAACAGCCAUCAAGAAAGAAACAGAGAAGUCUGCUGCUGUAGAACAACUGGAAGAAAGCAAAAGCAAAAUAGAAAGCCUGCUAGACUGGCUUUCACAUGUGGAUGAAGAAGCAGAGAAUGGAAACCAAGAUAAAAAAUCUCAUAUUAAGGAAAAUGGAACCCAUCGUAAAGACAAUGAAAUACAGUCUAUACUGGAUGGUGUGCAAGAGGUUAACGGUAACCUGAUUGUGUGCGAUGGAAAGUCAAACUUUAUGAAUGUCCAGCAGUCAAAAGAAGAGGAUCUAAAUAGCCAAUAUGAAAAAGUGAAGGCUCAGCAUGAGAAAAUUGUGGCUCAACAUCAGGCAGUUAUAAUAACCACCCAAUCAGCACAAGCUCUACUCGAGAAACAAGGCCGCCAUCUUACACCUGAAGAGAAAGAAAAACUCCAGAAAAACAUAGAAGCAUUGAAAGCCCAGUUUGAAUCAGCUUUGAGUGACUCUGAGAGGAAAAUGAAGGCGAUCCAGACAGUUCAAGAAGAGCUAGAAAAGUUCACAGCCGACUACAGUGAGUUUGAGAACUGGCUUCAAGACUCAAAACAUGAACUAGAAAACUUGGAAAGUGGAGCUGAGGACUUUGCGAGUCUCGUGACCAAGCUUCAGAGACAAAAAAGCUUCUCAGAGGAUGUGAUUUCUCACAAAGGAGACUUGCGUUAUAUCACUAUAUCUGGGCAGAGGGUGAUAGAUGCUGCAAAGUCCUGCAGUAAAGAUGAUGUGGAGGAAGACAACAAUAAUAUUAGCACCAUGGAAACCUGUAAGAUGGUGCAAAGCAAAUUAGACAUAGCUUCAGAAGACUUCAAGUCCUUACAUGCCAAGUGUAAUUUGCUGGGAAACAACCUGAAGGAUUUAGUAGACAAAUAUGAGCACUAUAAAGAAGCAUCUUGUGGACUGUUAAGCGGUCUCCAGAAGUCUGAAUCUGCUGUGCAGAAACGAUUGUCUGAGCCCAUUGCUGCCGACACCAGGAACCUGCAGAGACAGAUAGAAGACACAAAGUUGCUCUGCGAACAGGUGUCCGUUCACCAGGUUGGCGUGGAAAAACUUAAGAAGGCUGCAGAAGGAAUUCUCAAUACGAAAGUGGGACUAUUGCUAAACAAAGAUGAAAUCCAGAAGCCGCUUGAUGACAUAGUGGGACGAUGCGAUGAUUUAUCUCAGUCUGUGAGUGACUGGAAUGAAAAGCUGCAGAUAACUCUGACUCGAUCACUAAGUGUUCAGGAUGGACUGGAUGAAAUGUUUGACUGGAUGCAAAGUGUUGAAAGGGACUUAAAAGAGCAUCAACAAGUGCCAUUAAAUUCGUCCUCAAUUCAGGAAAUGAUCUCAAAAAAUAAUAUGCUUGAGCAAGAUAUUGUAAGUCGCCAGAGCAGCAUCAGUGCGAUGAAUGAAAAAGUGAAGAAAUUCAUGGAGACUGCAGAUCCAUCCUCUGCUUCAUCUCUGCAAGGAAAGAUGAAUGACCUGUCUGAGCGCUUCUCUAAAGCCACUGAACAAACAAGGGCACGAACUGAGAAGAUGGAAGAUUUGAAGACUAAAGUUGAACAGUUUGAGGAUCUCUCUGGCAAAGUACAGUCGUUCUUAGACAAAAAACUAAAAGCACUGAACGAGGUAGAUGGGCCUGGAAAAGAUGUGACUGAGCUAUCUCAGUUUAUGCAGGAAACUAGCAAGGAGAUAUUGGAGCAGAAAAAGAGCGUAGAAGAUUUACACAAACUUGUUGAUGAGUUAUGUGUGUAUGCGCUUCCUGGAGACAAAUCUCUGGUUUUAGAAAAAGUAAACUCUAUUUUAAAACAGUUUCAGGAUCUUGAAGAGACUGUUAAAGCAAAGGAAGAAGAUGUGUCAUCCUGCCAAGCACAGAUGGAUUCUUUUCAGUCUUUAGUCCAAUCUUUAAAACACUGGUUCACCUUAGUAAAUGACAGAAUCCCUGCACAAAGGCUCACACCGUGUGUGGACGAUCUCUCUAAACAGUUAACAGAUAUGAAGAAUUUACAGGAAGAGUGGACACUAAAAGGAAAAGAUGUUCAGAAAGUGAACAGCAAGGGGACAGCAUUAUGUAACCUGAUAAAUGCUGUGACGUCACCUGCAAAGAAUAGAGCAUCAAUGAAAUCAGGUAGGAGCAUAGUCAAUGGUUCUGUGUCAUCAGAUGUGAAGGAGAGGUUAACCAACAAAGAGCUAGCAGUUGUGCAGAAGGGGAUGCUGGAUGUUAAUGAAGGUUACGAACAUCUGGGCAAUAUAUUAAAAGAUAAAGUAUGUGAUGCGGAAGGUCGCCUGUCUCAGCUUCAGCAAGUGCAUGAUGAAACUAGCUCCUUGAUGCAGUGGCUUGAGAAAAUGCACUCGACCGCUAUAGCCUGGGAAGCACCGACAGACAGCGAAUCGGUACGAAGCCAAGUACAACAGCAUAAGAUCUUUGCGGCAGAAGUGAAAAAGAAUGAAAGAAAAGUGGAUGCACUGGAAGACAAGCUGAAAAAUGUUAUAGAAAAUUAUGGAGAUGCAUCUGAAUCUCAGAAGUGGAAGGACAUGUUGGACAAAAUAGACACGUCUUGGAAAGACAUAACCAAGAUGACUGCUGAAAGGCAGCGAACAUUGGAAGAGUCUUCGAAUGACCUGACCCUUUUCCAGAAUGCGGAGGCUCAAUUAAAACAAUGGCUCGUAGAGAAAGAACUUAUGGCCAGUGUGCUUGGACCUCUGUCAAUAGACCCUAAUAUGUUGAAAACACAAAAGCAGCAAGUCCAGAUUCUUUUAAAAGAGUUUGAUGCCCGAAAACAACAGUAUGAGCAACUUAACUGUACCGGACAGAGGAUCCUCAGCCGACCAGGGGACCUUCCUCCUUGUGAUGAAGCUGUAAAGAAGCAGUUAGCCGAUGUGGCGUGUAAAUGGGAAGGUCUAACUGGACAAUUACAUGACAGAUGUAACCAAAUUGACCAAGCCAUUGUAAAAAGUACUGAUUACCAAAACCAUCUGAAUGGUCUUUCUGAGAAACUAAGUGCCUUAAAUAACAAACUGAGCAGCAAUAUGACACUGAGCUCAGAUCCAAGUGCUGUAAAACUGAAGCUGGAGACUGCAAAGCAGGUCCAGGAGGAAAUAAAGCAGGAGAUGCCAACCAUUGAAAGUGCCAGAGUGUUAUGUGAUGAAUUGUCACAUUUGGUAGCUGAGGAAUACUUGAAAGUGGAGUUGAAUAGGCAGAUGGACAACAUUGUAAAGCCCUUCAUGGAUUUGAAAGAGAAAACAGCUGCCCAUGUAGAACAAUUACAAUCUGCAUUUGUCAGCUCUCAAAAAUUUCACCAAUUGUCUGAGGAUUUCCAGACCUGGAUAGAAAAUACGAAAAAAGAACAAAAGGAGGCAGCACCCAUUUCAGCCAAACCUGAUAUUCUGAAGUCAGCAAUUACAGAAACAAAACAAAUGCAGAAUACUGUGAAUAGCCAGCAAGAUGCCUUUGAGAAGGUCAUGGAAGAAGGUGAAAAACUCUUACAGAAAACAGAAGGAGAAGGCAAGGUCAAACUUCAGAGUCAGCUCUCCAUGCUUAAAUGUGAAUGGGAAGACAUUAAUAGGCAGAUAUCUAACAGGGUAAGCCAUUUAAUAGAUUGUCAGCAGAAGGCUAUAAAGUAUAGAGACCUAGUAGAUAAUAUCCUGCCUUGGGUUGAGGAGCAUCAAAAUAAAGUAUGUGAACUCAGACCUUCAGUAGAUGAUGAAGCGAUAGAGAAAUCAAUUGCAGAAGUGAAAGUUCUACAAAAAAGUGUUGACAAGCAGCGUGGGAUGUUGGAGAUGCUAAAGAGUGCUGCAGAUAGUUUAUUAGCAUCUUGUCAGGUGGAUAAAGAAAUAGUCACGGAUGAGAGCAAUAUGCUAAACAACAAGAUGGAAUCUCUAAUUGACAACCUGCAGAAUAAAAGAGACACUUUGGAGAAUAUGGCAUUACGACUUAAAGAUUUUCAGGAGUCCAUGAAAGAGGCUGAGAAUCAACUGGUUGCAGCACAAGACCAUUUGGAAAUACAUGAUUCACUUGGAGCUAAAGCAUGUAGCAACAAGCACCUGACCAUAAUGCAGACCCAACAAAAAGCCCUUCAGGGCUUAAAACCACAAGUAGAACGUUGCAAAAGAAUGGCACAAGAAUUGGUAGUAGAGGCCUUAGAUGCACAAGGUGUUUCUGAUCUUCUUCUUCAAGCAGAGUCACUUCAACAGAAACAUAAGACUAUCAGUGAGCAAGUAGACGAAAAAUGCUCAUUUUUAGAAACUAAGUUACAAGGAAUUGGACAUUUCCAGAACAGUAUUCGAGAAAUGUUUGCCCAGUUUGCAGAGUUGGAUGAUGAACUUGACAGCAUGUCCCCAGUUGGGAGAGAUAGACAUAUAUUACAGGCUCAGAAACAGGACAUCAGUAAAUUCCUCCAGAAACUUGGAGCUCUCAUAACAACUAAUGACAAUGCCAACAAGACAUGUAAGAUGAUGUUGACCACUGAGUCCUCUCCAGAUCUUAUUGGUAUCAAGAGGGACCUGGAAGCCUUAAAUAAACAGUGUAAUAAACUCCUUGACCGAGGAAAAUCCAGAGAAGAAAACAUUGAUGACACUAUUACCCGAAUAGAAGAGUUUUAUAGCACAUUAAGACAAUUUGUUGAUCAGCUUGGAACAGUAGAAGAACAUGAAGAAUCCCAAGGUGCUGUGGGAAUGGAGACAGAUAUCAUUAAUCAUCAGUUAAAUGUUUUUACGACUUUCCAGAAGGAAGAAAUUGAACCUCUUCAGGCUCAACUACAGGAGGUGAACUGGUUAGGGCAAGGACUUGUGCAAAGUGCAGCCAAAAACACUAGCACCUCCAACUUGGAGCACGAUCUAGAGGAAGUCAACGCUCGGUGGAAUACGCUGAACAAGAAGGUUGCCCAGCGUGCUGCUCAGCUGCAGGAAGCACUUCUCCAUUGCGGCAGGUUUCAAGAUGCUCUUGAGUCCAUUUUGAGUUGGCUCACAGACACGGAAGAGCUUGUGGCCAACCAAAAGUCACUAUCUGCAGAAUAUAAAGUGGUGAAAGCUCAAAUUCAGGAACAAAAGCUACUGCAGAGAUUACUAGAUGACCGUAAACCUACCAUUGAUGUGAUAAAACGCGAGGGGGAGAAGAUUGCCGGUACCGCUGACCAGACGGAUAAGGAUAAAAUCUUGAAACAAUUUAGUGCCUUAGAACGUAGGUGGGACGAGCUGCUGAAGAAAGCUGAGACACGGAAUCGACAGUUGGAUGGUAUACUAGUUGUAGCAAAGCAGUUCCAUGACACAUUGGAACCUUUGUCUGACUGGCUCAGUAACUCAGAGAAGAAACUUGCCAACUCUGAGCCCAUAGGAACACAGACACCUAAACUCCUUGAACAGAUUGCCCAACACAAGGCGUUACAAGAAGACAUUUCAGCCCAUAGCACCAUUUUACACCAAUCUCUGAGCAUUGGUCAGUCAUUAAAAGCCUUAAGCUCCAGGGAAGAAAAGGAAAUGGUUCAGGAAAAAUUAGAUAUUUGCCAAACCCGAUUCAUGGAGGUGCAGGAGAGAAGUAGCAGGAGAGAGGAACUUCUGCACCAGGCACACUGCAAUGCUCAGAUAUUUGGGGAUGAUGAAGUUGAGCUAAUGAACUGGCUGACUGAAGUACAUGACAAGCUGAGCAAACUAUCAGUCCAAGAUCACAGUGCAGAUGUACUCACGCGACAACACACUGAGCUGCUGCUCCUUCAGGAAGACAUUCUGCUGAGAAAACAAAAUGUUGAUCAGGCCAUUCAAAAUGGAUUAGAGCUACUGAAACAUACAACUGGUGAUGAGGUUGUUAUUAUUCAAGAAAAGUUGGAUGGAAUAAAAUCUAGAUAUUCUGAAAUCACAAAGCUAAGUUUUGAUGUUUCUAAAGUGUUAGAACAGGCCUUAAACCUUGCAACACAGUUCCAUUCAACUCAUGACGAGUUGGGAAGGUGGCUGGACAAGGUGGAAGUAGAGCUGAAGGACUAUGAAAUACAGGACCAAAAACCUGAGGAAAUGAAUGCUGUACAACAAAGAAAGAAGGAACUACUGUUAGAAGCCAGAACUUAUAAAGCAUUGCUAGACUCCUUGAAUGAAGUUAGCAGCUCUUUGCUGGAGCUAGUGCCUUGGAGAGCAAGAGGAGGCCUUGGCAAGAUGGUAACAGAAGACAAUGAGCGCUACAGAUCAGUCAGCGACACCCUAACGCAAAUGGUGGAAGAGAUAGAUGCUGCCAGAUUACGAUCUCAGCAGUUUGAGCAGGCCGUGGGCGCAGAGCAUACAUGGAGUGAGGAUACUAAAAAUAAGAUGAUGGCUCUCGGUCAUAUUAGACUUGAGCAAGACCAGACCGUGGCUCAACUACAAGUUCAAAAGGGAUUUACCAUGGAGAUUCUGAGACACAAGGACACAAUAGAUGAACUAGUGAAAUCAGGACAUGAAAUAUUAAGUUCUUACAGUGAGGACGAGAAACAACCUAUGCUGAACAAGCUGACAAAACUGGCGAAGAGUUACGACAACAUCUGUCACUUAAAUGCUGAAAGGAACCUUCAACUGGAACGAGCCGUGUGCUUAGUGAACCAGUUCUGGGAAACUUAUGAAGAACUUUGGCCAUGGUUGACAGAGACAGAGAAAGUAAUAUCAGAACUGCCACCUCCCGCUCUAAACUAUGACACAUUGAGAGAGCAGCAGGAAGAUAUUCGGCAACUCCGGGAACUGAUUGCUGAACACAAGCCUCACAUAGAUAAGAUGAACAAAACUGGGCCACAGCUGCUGGAACUCAGUCCCGAAGAAGGGUUCUUCAUCCAGGAGAAAUAUAUCACAGCAGACACUCUAUAUAGUGAUAUCAAGGAGGUUGUAAAGAAACAUGCAGUUGCUUUGGAUGAAGCUGUCUCCCAAUCUUCACAGUUCCAUGACAAAAUUGACCCCACACUUGAAAGCCUAGAACGAAUAGCUGAGCGCCUGAGACAACCGCCGUCAAUCUCUGCAGAGUGUGAGAAGAUCAGAGAACAGAUAAGUGAAAAUAAAAAUGUCUCAGUUGAGCUUGAAAAGCUUCAGCCUGUCUAUGAAACACUGAAGAUGCGUGGAGACGAAAUGAUUGCUCGCUCAGAAGGUGCUGAUAAAGACAUCUCGGCCAAAGCUGUUCAAGAUAAGCUUGACCAAAUGGUCUUUAUCUGGGAGGACAUCCAGGCUUUGACAGAAGAAAGGGAGGCCCAGUUGUUGGAUGUGAUGGAGCUGGCAGAUAAAUUUUGGUGUGAUCACAUUGCAUUAUUAGCCACUAUAAAAGACACCCAAGAAUUUAUCCGUGAACUUGAAGAACCUGGAGUUGACCCCUCUGUUGUGAAACAGCAGCAAGAGGCAGCAGAGGCAAUUAAAGAAGAGAUUGAUGGGCUGCAAGAAGAGCUGGAUAUCGUCACAACUCUUGGAUCGGAGCUGAUAUCUGCCUGUGGUGAACCUGAUAAACCCGUUGUGAAUAAAAACAUAGAUGAACUAAACUCUUCAUGGGAAAUGUUGAAUAAAACUUGGAAAGAACGAGUGGACAAACUGGAUGACGCUAUGCAGGCAGCUGUACAAUAUCAGGAUGGGCUGCAGACACUCUUUGACUGGGUUGAUAUAUCCAUGGGAAGGAUAGAAGCAAUGCCACCAAUAGGAACGGACCUAGAGACUGUCAAGCAACAGAUGGCUGAGCUUAAGCAAUUUAAGACCGAGGCGUAUCAGCAGCAAAUAGAGCUGGAAAGACUGAAUCACCAGAAAGAGUUGUUGCAGAAGAAGGCGACAGAUGAGAAUGAUAAGCUAGCUGUUGAAGACUCCUUCAAAGAACUUAAGCACUUAUGGCAAGCUCUAGAGGAUAAGAUUAUCAACAGACAGCAUAAACUGGAAGGUGCCCUGUUAGCAUUAGGACCUUUCCAACAUGCCCUGGACGAGUUAUUGACAUGGAUGACUCAUACAGAGGGAUUGCUUAAUGAACAGAAAGCCAUUGGUGGAGAUCCGAAGACCAUUGAAAUUGAACUUGCGAAGCACCAUGUACUCCAAAAUGAUGUCCUAGCACACAAAUCCAGUGUAGAAACAGUACAGAAGGCAGGGAAUGACCUGAUUGAGUCCAGUGCUGGAGAGGAGGCCAGCAGUCUGCAAAGCAGGUUAGAAGCUCUGAGCCAACGCUGGCAAAAUGUCCUGGACAAAACUGAGCAGAGGAGGAAACAGCUGGACAGUGCAUUAUUCCAGGCUCAAGGUUUCCACAAUGAAAUUGAAGAGAUGCAUCAAUGGCUGUCAGAGACUGAACGUCAUUUACUGGCUUCCAAGCCUCUUGGAGGAUUACCAGAGACAGCAAAAGAGCAGCUCGACACUCAUCUGGAACUGUGUGCUGCGUUUGAAGCCAAAGAACAUGUAUACGAAAGCAUAAUGCUUAAAAGCCAACAGAUGAUGCAAAGAUGCCUUGAUGAGCCAGAGGCAAACAUGGACCAAGAUAUUAAUAACCUAAAGGAGAAAUGGGAAUCAGUUGAGACAAAACUCAGUGAGAGGAAAGUAAAAUUAGAAGAAGCUCUCAGUUUGGCCACAGGUUUUCACAAUUCUCUCCAAGACUUUAUUAACUGGCUAACUCAAGCGGAGCAGACUCUCACUAUGGCUUCCCCACCAAGUCUUGUUUUGGACACAGUAUUAUUUCAAAUUGAUGAACAUAAGGUGUUUGUUACAGAAGUGAACUCACACAAAGAUCAGAUAAUGGAGCUGGAUAAAACGGGCAACCAAUUAAAAUAUUUCAGCCAAAAACAAGAUGUGGUAUUGAUUAAAAAUUUACUGAUCAGUGUACAGAGCCGGUGGGAAAAUGUGGUACAGCGUUCACUGGAAAGAGGACGGGCCCUCGAUGAUGCUCGCAAGCGGUCAAAACAGUUCCAUGAGGCUUUUACUAAACUUAUGGAAUGGCUUGAAGAAUCCGAAACAUCUUUAGACUCAGAAUUAGAGAUUGCAAAUGACCCAGAUAAAAUUAAGACUCAGCUGGUACAGCAUAAGGAAUUCCAGAAAACCCUGGGAGUCAAGCAUUCAGUCUAUGAUACCACCACAAGAAGCGGCCGCUCACUGAAAGAGAAAGCUGCGCUGAGUGAUGAUAUCCACAAACUUGACGACAUGCUCAGUGAGAUAAGAGACAAAUGGGACACUGUCUGUGGAAAAUCUGUGGAAAGGCAAAACAAGCUAGAAGAGGCACUACUGUUUUCCGGCCAGUUCACAGAUGCUUUGCAGGCCCUUAUUGACUGGCUGUACAGAGUGGAGCCACAGCUUGCUGAAGACCAACCCGUGCAUGGGGACAUUGACAUUGUGAUGAACCUCAUUGACAACCACAAAGUUUUUCAGAAAGAGUUGGGCAAGCGAAGCAACAGUAUACAGGCACUGAAGCGUUCGUCUAGAGAGUUAAUUGAAGGAAGUCGUGAUGACCCUUCUUGGGUAAAAGCCCAGAUGCAGGAAUUAAGCACCCGCUGGGAAACUGUGUGCACUUUGUCUGUGUCCAAACAGACCCGACUAGAAGAAGCACUGCGCCAGGCAGAGGAAUUCCACUCGGCAGUACAUACUCUGCUGGAGUGGCUGGCAGAAGCAGAGCAAGCUUUGAGAUUCCACGGUGUUCUCCCUGAUGAUGAAGAGUCUCUGAAGUCGCUCAUAGACCAGCACAAGGAAUUUAUGAGAAAAGUAGAAGAGAAAAGAUCAGAGCUGAAUAAAGGAGCAAGUAUGGGAGAAGCUAUACUUUCGAUUUGUCACCCAGAUUCUUUUACUACAAUAAAGCACUGGAUAACUAUCAUCAGAGCCAGAUUUGAAGAGGUCUUAACAUGGGCAAAACAGCAUCAACAGAGAUUGGCUUUUGCUUUGGAAGAACUAAUAGCCAAAAAGGAACUUCUGGAGUCUUUACUCCAGUGGUUACAGUGGGCAGAGACCACACUGAAUGAAAAAGACAAGGAGGACAUACCCGAGGAGAUAGAUGAGGUUAAGGCUCUGAUUGCAGAACAUCAGGCUUUUAUGGAAGAUAUGACUAGAAAGCAGCCAGAUGUAGAUAAAGUUACAAAGACUUACAAGAGGAAAGCUCCCGAGCUUACAACAGGUCAAUCUCAAAUCCCUGUCUUAGGCAAAGGAAGAACAGGCCGGAAGCGUUCACCAACUCCUAACUUGUACCCAUCUGGUGCACAGUCAUCAAUAGAAACUAAAAACCCAAGAGUGAACUUGCUGGUCAGUAAAUGGCAACAAGUGUGGCUUUUGGCAUUAGAGAGGAGAAGGAACUUAAAUGACGCUUUGGAUAGGCUGGAAGAGCUACGAGAAUUUGCCAACUUUGAUUUUGACGUGUGGAGAAAAAAAUAUAUGCGAUGGAUGAACCACAAAAAAUCCCGUGUCAUGGACUUCUUCCGAAGAAUUGAUAAAGAUCAGGAUGGAAAAAUAACACGUCAAGAAUUCAUAGAAGGAAUUCUGUCUUCAAAAUUCCCUACCAGUCGUCUGGAAAUGAGCGCCGUAGCUGACAUCUUUGACCGGGAUGGUGAUGGUUACAUUGACUAUUAUGAGUUUGUGGCAGCCCUUCACCCCAACAAAGAUGCUUACAAACCUGUAACUGAUGCAGACAAAAUUGAAGAUGAGGUUACACGACAAGUUGCAAAAUGCAAGUGUGCCAAACGCUUCCAAGUUGAGCAAAUUGGGGAGAACAAAUAUAGGUUCUUCCUGGGAAAUCAGUUUGGAGACUCCCAGCAACUUCGCCUUGUCCGUAUUUUGCGGAGCACAGUGAUGGUUCGAGUAGGUGGUGGUUGGAUGGCACUGGAUGAAUUCCUAGUGAAAAAUGAUCCAUGUAGAGUUCAUCAUCAUGGAAGUAAAAUGUUACGUUCGGAAUCAAACUCUUCAAUUACUACUCAGCCUCUUAUAGCUAAGGGAAGAACUAACUUAGAAUUGCGAGAAAAGUUUAUGUUACCUGAAGGCAUAAGUCAGUGUAUGACUCCAUUCCGGCCUAAAGGUCGAAGGUCAAGACCGUCUUCAAGAGGCGCAUCACCCAACAGAUCCAGCUCAAGUCCAAAUGUUCAAGCUAGUCCAUCACAAGCCACAGGCAUUAGCACCCCCAAGACACCCCUCCAUAUAACACGCAAUUAUGGUAAACCUUGGUUGACAAACAGCAAAACAUCAACUCCUUGUAAGAGCCCUGAAUCCCCUGAACAGAGACUGUCAUCUGAAGAGGGAACUCCUAUCCAGGGAAGCAAAUUAAGACUUCCAGGAUACCUGUCCGGAAAAGGAUUCCAUACUACAGAGGACAACAGUUUAUUAACUACUGCAGCAUCUAAAGUCAGAACACAGUUUGCAGAUUAUCGGAAAACUCCAAGCCGACCAGGAAGCAAGGCCGGAAGCAGGUCAAGUAGCCGGCGAGGCAGUGAUGCCUCUGAUUUUGAUAUUUCAGACAUCCAAUCUGUAUGUUCUGAUAUGUCUGAGACUGUUCAUGAAAGCAGCAGACCCUCUCCAAGAGCAAGUUCAAGAUCUUCCACAGGUAGACCUUCAAAAAUUCCCACCCCACAACGGCGGACACCUAUCAGCAAGCUAGCAACCAAAUCGACAAAAAGAUAGGAUGCCAAGCUUUGGAGAGAUUUUUCUUUGUGUAUUGCCUAUUUAAGUUUGUAAGGUGUAAAAUAUUAUGUAGAAAUUAUUGUGGAAUAAUGCAAAUGUUUGAUUUUAACCCUGCAGAAGGCCUUAAAUGUGUGUUUGUCUUGUUUUUUUACACAUAUUUUUAUCAGGAAAAAAAACCUGUUUGUCUUAUAGUUUGGAAAUGCUUGAGGGACAUCAAAUGAAACUAACAUCAUAGUUGUGUGAAGUACAGAAACUUAAUCAAUCAUUGAAUGUAUUUAUAACUGCAACCUGGAGGGACGUUCAAUAUGCCAAACACACUGCUUCAUUAGAUACCAAUUAUGAAUACCUCAUAACUAUUUAUAAUAGAGCAAAAACAUGGACAUAGAUACCAAGCUUACGUACACUACCGAAUCUCUUUUCACUUGGACCUGAUUAUGCACACUGUAGUUAUUUACGCAGUUUUAAGUUCAGAGAACUCACAGAAAUGUAUUUUAUCAUGGGCAGAAAUUAUAUUUUAGGUUUUUUUAUUUUUAUUUAUGUCUGUGAGAUUCUGUCUUAAUAGAACUAUAUUACUGUUCAAAUAAUAGCAUUUGGUGCAUAUGUGCAGUUAUCCUUCUCUUCAGUGAAUGGUAACAUUAUAUCAACUUUUGUAUCAAAUCAGUUUUGCUUGCCGAAAUCUAUCAAAUAAAACCUGUCCAAAUCCA